UUCUGUGGAUUUCCCUUUCUGUCGAUCCGUAAGAGCCGAGCGGUGCGGUUGUUUUGCCUGUGUGAUAAAAAAGUCGUGUCGGGAAUAUCAGAAGAUCCACAGAUUUCAAUCAAAAUGUCUAGUGAUUCCAACCGAUUGAACGGAUCUCCAAGAAAGAGAGCCCGCACUGAAGAGCAGCACAAGGUGAUGGUAGUCCUUGGAGCCCAAUGGGGAGACGAAGGCAAGGGCAAGGUGGUAGAUAUGCUUGCCACUGAUGUAGACGUCGUUUGUCGGUGCCAGGGUGGAAACAAUGCCGGACACACAGUAGUGAUAGACGGUGUCGAAUAUGAUUUCCAUCUCUUGCCUAGUGGAAUCAUACACAGGAAGUGCAAAUCCGUUAUCGGAAACGGCGUUGUCAUUCAUCUUCCAGGAAUGUUCGAUGAAAUCGAAAAAAAUGAAAAAAAGGGCUUGACGGAUUGGCGUGAUCGAUUGAUAAUAUCCGACAGAGCUCACCUGGUUUUUGAUUUCCAUCAGCAGGUUGACGGACUGCAAGAACAGGAGAACAGCCAGAAAGGUCAGGGACUUGGCACAACCAAAAAAGGAAUCGGCCCGACUUAUUCUUCCAAGGCAACAAGGAAUGGUAUCAGAAUUGGCGACCUCCUGGGCGACUUUUCCCAGUUUCAAAAGAAGUUCCAAGACUUGGCCAAUCUCCACGAGAGGAUGUUUCCGUCUUUGAAGGUGGAUAUAGAAGCAGAGCUGAAGCGUUACAAAGAGUAUGCUGAGAAAAUCAGGCCUCAAGUUAAGGAUACUGUUUCAUUCCUCGACAAGGCAAUUCGUUCUGGUAAAAAAGUAUUGGUGGAAGGUGCUAAUGCUGCGAUGCUGGAUAUUGAUUUCGGAACCUAUCCCUAUGUGACGUCUUCGAAUUGCAGUGUGGGAGGGGUUUGCACUGGAUUGGGCAUUUCUCCUCAUAGAAUUGGCGAUGUUGUUGGUGUUGCAAACAGUUUCAAGUAUGAAAAUACAACAAGAAUAGCAGUGGACCCAAUACCGACCCGUUUCUUACAGAGUAUUGGAGAAUUGAUGCAAAAUCGUGGUGGCGAAAUUGGUGUAACAACUAAAAGAAAACGGCGAUGCGGUUGGUUAGACAUCGUCCUGCUCCAAUACACCAAUAUGAUAAACGGUUACACUGCUCUGUGUCUAACGAAGCUGGAUAUUUUGGAUACGUUACCUGAACUGAAGCUGGCGGUUGGAUACGUUCUCAGGGGAAAGAAAAUCGAAUACUUUCCUUCGACUGCUUCAGAUUUGGCCGAAGUUGAGGUCGAGUAUCUGGUGAUGCCGGGUUGGGAGACGAGUACUGAGGAUGUGAGAAAGUUCUGUGAUUUACCAGAAAAUGCGAAGAACUACGUCAGAAAGAUCAGAGAGCUCCUUGACGUGCCAGUGAGGUGGAUUGGUGUCGGCAAAGGCAGGGAGUCUAUUAUAACUAUUGAUGUAUAGUGAUGAAAAUCGAAUGAUAGUUCUUAGUAGAAUUCUGGAAUUUUUAAUGAUGUAAAUUGAGCUGUAGGAUCGAUAGUUAUUAUCAGUCGAUAUAAUGGUUUGUGUCGGUUAUUGGGCAUUGAAUGCCGUGUCAGGUUAUAUUUUACAGAUAUGUAUAUAUUUAUUUUAUUUUACUGAAAAGUUUAGAAAAUGCCAUCAAAAAUUUGAAGGGCAAACGUGAGACAGAAUUUUGAGAUUCUUUAUUAAAGUAUCCAUUUUUUUUUUUCAUCAAUUAAGAUGUCAGGCAUACUUUGACAGCAAUUUCAUAAAAAAAAUACGAUUAAAAUGUUGAGCAGUGUGUACCAAAUCAGUCUCCCAAAAUAUAUUUAAGUCUCAAAACAGUAUUAUUUAUGUUGACUAAUGAUUGAAAAAAAUUAAAACUGAUAUUCUCACUGGUAUAUGAAGUAACAUAUGAUGCUAAGUAAGAUGAGGAACUUGUCAUGGUAAAUUUAUACAUGCAUAAAUUGAUUGACCUAUAUCCCCGACAAACCUGAUGUGUAUUAGUACCACACACUGUAUGUAUGUUUCGGGACUGCUGAUAAUUUCUUCUAAAAUUUUUCCAGAUAGGUCAAAAUCUGUCUAUGAACGAGAAAUUUAUUGGUGACCUUGACUUUGACCUUCGUGGAUGUUUGAAAGUCAUGGGAAGCCAUUUUUCCACUACUUCAAAACAGAAGAAAAUUUCACGUUCAUGUCAUAGACAUCAAAAGUCAUUUCAAUAUCAUUUGAACUUGAACAAUGAAUGAUCGGGAAUGAAAACUUUGAAAAAAUCUUGUAAAGACCAAAACAAGACAUCGCAAAUGUUUUUGAAAAAUCAUGUGAGUGAAAUGAGGCAACUUGAACAGUGCCUUCUCAGAUGUGUUUUUAAGCACUCUGAAUGAUCUUUGAGAUCAACUUGGAAUUGAAUGCAAUUGGUAUAUUGUCAAACUUGAAUUUGUCUGCUUUCUUCAUUGCCGAUGCCAAAAAAUGAUUUAUAUUUAAAGUGAAGCUAAUUUGCAAUCAACAUUGAGGGUCAUCAAAAGAAAGAACUUUACUCCACGAAUAAUUGUGACUAUCUCAAAAAAUAUACUACCAGAGGAAAUAUUCAGCAGUCUCAAACUUUUUUGGAGCCCCGGCAUGUUGAAGAUUAUAAUUUCUCGAUAAGUAUUGAUUAGUUCAAGGAUUCAAUUUGAAUGAAAUUGUGAUGAAUGCUACUUAAUUUAAAAUGGGUCUGUUGAACUCAACUUGCAGUCAGAAGGAAACAACAUUAUUUCUUGGAAAUGGUUCAGUCAAACUGGAUAGAAACCACUUGAAUUUUCGUUAUCAACUCCUAUUCAAGACUGCUUCAAAAGAUACAGUUAAGAGAUGAGUUGAAAAAUAUAUGGUCUUGAGGAUGACUGGGAAAGUUUGAAAUGUUGGCAAAGAACUAUCAGAAGAUGUAUUUAUAUAAAUUUUUUCAAAAGAUGUAAUAUUUCAUGAAGUUAAAUUUAUUGUUAUGUUUCAGCAAAUUUUUAUUGUAAUCUCCAAAGUUUCCAUCCAUUUUGAUCGUUUGUUGUGAAAAAAAGUUCAAUUUUAGACUCAUUUGUUUACGUUGGGUUAUGGAAUAAUAGGAGAUAGAGUAGAUUGUUGUUUUUGUUAGUUAUUGUAAGAAAACAUCGGUAUUCAGUGAAAAGACAGUUCAACAGAAAAAGUAUUAAAUUAUCAAGCAAUUAUUUGUUGUGAACAUUGAAAUUGAGCCGCAAUUGAAAAGUGCAAAACAUAACCACAAAUUUGAGUAAUUCUGCUAAUAAGUGUGUCGAAAUCGGUUCCUACUAGCAUUUUGAAUUGUACUUAGUGCCUCUGAAAACGAUACACUACUUAUUAACGAGCACAAAUUUAUGCAAUAACGAUUUUGUUGAAUGUUUAUUUGAAAUUUGUUAUGUUUUUAAAUCUUUUUCUUGUGAAUAUUUUAAAUAUACAUUAUACCAAAUAUCUACUUCA
Messenger RNA from Leptinotarsa decemlineata (Colorado potato beetle), 3465 nucleotides. It is a transcript of the gene Adss, whose product is annotated as Adenylosuccinate synthetase. Gene Ontology annotation, cellular component: cytoplasm. The record is from RefSeq and is a predicted model, not a curated record. Gene Ontology annotation, molecular function: adenylosuccinate synthase activity; GTP binding. NCBI's taxonomy places the organism in Eukaryota, Metazoa, Arthropoda, Insecta, Coleoptera, Chrysomelidae. Gene Ontology annotation, biological process: 'de novo' AMP biosynthetic process; IMP metabolic process.